Molecule: messenger RNA, 1178 nt
Organism: Arabidopsis thaliana (thale cress)
Lineage: Eukaryota; Viridiplantae; Streptophyta; Magnoliopsida; Brassicales; Brassicaceae
Product: GDSL-like Lipase/Acylhydrolase superfamily protein
Exons: 4
Coding region: 1-786 (261 amino acids)
Cellular component (GO): extracellular region
Molecular function (GO): hydrolase activity, acting on ester bonds
Source: RefSeq, marked reviewed
AUGGGUUUGCCUUCGUCUCUAGAGUCAUACCUUCUUUUGAUCCUCCUCUCUUUUCUCAAUGUCUCCACGAUAUACUCAUCGAAGCCAUCAAAAGAAGAAGCCGUGCUUUUUGGCGGGAACUUUCCGGCUUUUUAUGUUAUUGGAGAUUCACUGGUUGAUCCAGGAAACAAUAACCAUCUUCCGACGAUGAUUAGAGCGAAUUAUCCACCUUAUGGUUCUGACUUUGAAGGAGGCAAAGCUACCGGACGUUUUAGUAAUGGCAAAACAAUUGCUGAUUACAUUGCUAUUUAUUAUAAGCUUCCUUUGGUUCCUGCUUAUUUGGGAUUAUCUGAUGACCGGAAGGACACUAUCUCAACUGGUAUGAACUAUGCUUCUGCUGGCUGUGGGAUUCGUCGUCUCACAGGAAAGAUAGCGGGAAAAUGUCUAUCGUUGAGCAAACAAGUCGAUUUGUUCGAGGAAACCAUUGAAAAGCAUUUGAAGACGAAUUUCAAAACGCCAUAUGAGUUGAGAGAACACUUGGCUCACUCGUUGUUCAUGACCGUGAUUGGGGUUAACGACUAUGCAUUCUUCUAUACUAGGUUAACCGAUGCGAAUGAUUUCGCAGACGAACUUCUUCAUAAGUUCUUGAAAAAAAUAGAGAAAUUGCAUAAGUUAGGAGCAAGAAAGUUCUUCAUCAACAACAUUAAACCAUUAGGUUGUUACCCAAAUAUAGUAGCUAAGACGGUACCACGAGGAAGCCGACGAACGUAUAAACCUUGCUAUAAGCAUUUACAACGAAAAGCUUAGAAGAAGCCUGCCUGUUAUGAAGAAAAAAUUAAACAACACUUCUUUUUUAUACUCUGAUUACUUCAAGUUCAUGUUGGGACUAAGAGGACCUUCGACCAAUCGAUAUAGUUCGAAUCUAUUGAACACGACAGGCCCGUGUUGUCCUUUAGAUUAUGAUGGAAGUUUAACUUCAAGUUGCAAGCGCAGGUCAAAAACGUGUAAAGCACCAGAUUCUACUCAUAUUUUCUUUGAUCCGCGUCAUCCGACUCAGUUGGCGAAUUUCAUGUACUCCAUUGCGUGUUUCGACGAGAGAACUAUUUGCCAUGUCGUGUGAUUUAAAUUUAACACCAAUUUAGUUGUUGUUUAUUUCUUUCCGCAUGACUUCUUUUGAACACUUUUCUACCAAGUCUUGC